Lytechinus pictus (painted urchin) is the source of this 6116-nucleotide messenger RNA. Its product is annotated as creatine kinase, flagellar. Gene Ontology annotation, biological process: phosphocreatine biosynthetic process. Lineage: Eukaryota; Metazoa; Echinodermata; Echinoidea; Temnopleuroida; Toxopneustidae. The record is from RefSeq and is a predicted model, not a curated record. Gene Ontology annotation, molecular function: creatine kinase activity. The coding region runs from base 137 to 3370 and encodes 1077 amino acids. The transcript has 2 exons.
CAGAAAGGAUGGGAUCCAUCCCAAUUAUCCUGACCUAAGCAAGCACAACAAUUUCCUGGCUGAAGGUUUGACGCCCUCCAACUAUAACAAACUUGUUGACCUUCGGACUCUCUCUGGUUACUCUGUGGAUGAAUGCAUGCAGACUGGUGUGGACAAUCCAGGACAUCCUUUCAUCAAAACUGUAGGAUUGGUGGCUGGAGAUGAAGAGUCUUUUGAUCUGUUUUGCGACCUCUUCGAUCCAGUUAUUGAUAAGAGGCAUAACGGAUAUCCUCGCAACGCGAAGCACCGUACUGAUCUCAACCCAGACAAUCUAAUCGGUGGAGACGACUUAGAUCCGAAGUACGUCCUAUCAUCUCGAGUUCGCACUGGCCGCUGCAUUAGAGGAUACGGCCUUCCACCAUACUGCUCGAGAGCUGAACGACGAGACGUAGAGAAACUUGUCACGGACGCACUUGCAACUCUAGAUGGGCCACUAAAAGGCACAUACUAUCCGUUGAAGGGCAUGACAAAUGAACAACAGGAUAAACUGAUUGAAGAUCAUUUCUUAUUCGACAAGCCUGUCUCUCCUCUGCUGACGGCAUCGCGUAUGGCUCGUGAUUGGCCCGAUGCAAGAGGAAUUUGGCACAACGCUGACAAGAACUUCUUGGUUUGGGUUAACGAGGAAGAUCAUACUAGAGUUAUUUCUAUGGAAAAGGGGGGUAACUUGAGGAAUGUCUUCGCACGGUUCUGCAAUGGCCUCAACAAGGUCGAAAGCGCACUCAAAUCAAAGGGUUAUGAAUUCAUGUGGAAUGAGCAUUUGGGAUAUGUAUUGACCUGUCCAUCCAAUCUUGGUACAGGUGUUCGUGCAGGUGUCCACAUCAAGAUUCCUAAUUUCAGCAGGCAUCCCGAUUUUCAAGCCGUUCUGAAGCAUUACAGAUUACAGAAACGCGGGACAGGAGGCGUCGACACUGCAUCAACUGAUGGUACUUUCGACAUAUCAAACCUUGACCGUCUAGGCACUUCUGAAGUUCAACAAGUUCAGACUGUGGUUGACGGUGUCAAGAAGUUGAUCGAAUUGGAAAAGGCUCUUGAAAGUGUUAGUCUCCUAAUUCCACGAGACCCAGCGGUUGUUCAAGCUGAACGUACGAAAGAAGGAUAUCCAGACUUCUCCAAGCACAAUAAUCACAUGGCCAACUGUCUUACAUACGACAUCUGGAAGAAUCUAAAGGAUAAGAAGACACCAAGUGGCUUUACUCUCGAAGACUGCAUUCGAACGGGAGUCAUGAAUCCCGGUCAUCCUCACAUCAUGACUGUCGGAAUGGUUGCAGGAGAUGAAGAAUCAUAUGAAGUUUUCGCUGACAUCUUUGACCCAGUGAUUGAUGCACGACAUGGAGGUUAUCCGAAAGAUGCAGUUCAUGUCACCAACUUGAAUUUUGCAGAUCUUAAAGGAGGAGAUAACCUGGAUCCGAAGUAUGUGCUGUCUUCUCGUGUGCGUACUGGACGUAGUAUUCGUGGGUAUUCUUUGCCCCCACAUUGCACCGUGGAAGAAAGAGCUGCUGUAGAGAAGAUAACAGUCGGAGUACUUGACAAAUUUGACGGAGAGCUGAAGGGAAAGUACUAUCCACUGGAAGGCAUGUCGGAAGAAAUGCAAUCAAAGCUGAUAGAGGACCAUUUCCUUUUUGACAAGCCUGUAUCACCACUUCUUACAGCUGCAAAAAUGCAUCGUGAUUGGCCUCAAGGAAGAGGAAUUUGGCAUAACGACAACAAGAACUUCUUGGUGUGGGUCAAUGAAGAAGAUCACAUCCGUGUCAUCUCUAUGCAGAAAGGUGGAAACAUGCGUGCCGUCUUUAAGCGGUUCUGUGAAGGCUUGCAAAAAUUCGAGCAGACAGUCAAGAAAGACGGCAAGGACAUCAUGUGGAAUAAACAUCUGGGUUACGUCCUUACCUGCCCCUCUAACCUGGGCACCGGCCUCCGUGGUGGCGUCCACGUGAAACUACCUCUUCUGAGCAAGUAUCCAAGAUUCGAACAGAUUCUAAGAGCCCUCCGUCUUCAGAAGAGAGGUACAGGUGGAGUUGAUACUGCCUCAACUGAUGGUACCUUUGACAUCUCUAACCUCGAUAGACUUGGUUCGUCAGAAGUACUACAAGUUCAGUUCGUUGUUGAUGGUGUUGAGCUUCUCAUCAAAUUGGAGAAAAAACUAGAGAAGGGAGAGGACAUAUUUGAUCUUCUACCAGAGCAAUGCCGCCCCAAGGCACCAAUAAAGCCUUUUAGUUCUGACUACCCUGAUUUCUCUCAACAUAACAAUUGGAUGGCCAAGUGCAUGACCGAAGAAAUCUACAACAAACUCUGCAACUUGAAGACAAAAGGUGGAGUUACCCUUAAUGACUGCAUCCAAACCGGAGUUGACAAUCCUGGACACCCUUACAUCAUGACCGUUGGUUUGGUAGCAGGAGAUGAAGAGUGCUAUCAGCUAUUCGCUCCUCUCUUCGACCCGGUUAUAAGUGCUAGGCAUGGUGGAUACACUGUUGAUGCCAAACACCCUACCAACCUCAAUGCAGCCGAACUCAAAGGCGGAGAUGAUUUGGAUCCUGAUUUCGUUCUGUCCAGUCGCGUCCGUACUGGCCGUUGCAUCCGCGGCUUUGCACUUCCCCCGUGUUGCACAAGAGCAGAGCGUGCAUCCGUUGAAAAGAUAACAGCUGAAGCAUUGGCGAGUUUAGAGGGACCAUUGAAGGGAAGGUACUACCCUCUCACCGGUAUGACAGAUGAAGAGCAAGAGAAGUUAAUCGCUGAUCACUUCCUCUUUGACAAACCCGUAUCCCCACUGUUGCUUUGUGCCAAUAUGGCACGCGAUUGGCCACAAGGUCGUGGUAUCUGGCACAAUGAUGAAAAGAAUUUCCUUGUCUGGAUCAACGAAGAAGAUCAUACUCGAGUCAUCUCUAUGGAAAAAGGAGGAAAUAUGAAGAGGGUGUUUGAGAGGUUCUGCGAUGGCCUGAAAAAGGUUGAAGAAUCCAUCAAAUCCAAGGGGUACCAAUUCAUGUGGAAUGAGCAUCUUGGUUAUGUGCUGACCUGUCCAUCCAACCUGGGCACAGGACUGCGUGCCGGUGUUCAUGUAAAGCUCCCUUUGUUGAGCCAACAAAAAUGCUUCGAUCAAAUCCUUGAUCACAUGCGUCUACAGAAGAGAGGUACAGGAGGCGUAGACACUGCCUCAACUGACGGCACCUUUGAUAUCUCCAACUCGGAUCGCAUUGGUUUCUCGGAAGUCCACCUUGUCCAACAACUCGUAGAUGGUGUCAAGCUCCUCGUCAACCUGGAGAAGGCUCUCAUGAAGGGAGAAGACAUCAACAAGCUCCUACCAGAAAAGUUACGUGCAGGAGCAGCAGCUAAGAAAUAAAGCUGACAUAAAAUCAAAGCAUCACUGGUAUUCUUAACUGAAAAUCGGGUUCAAAGUCGUUAGUGUAUCGCAAAUAAUACCCAAAUAUAAUAACACGUGUAUUUAACACAUACAUAAAUCCCGAGUAAAAUGUAAUCAGCAUGUAUUUUGCUGUUUUUCCACUGAAAAAGCAUUGUCUUUGGAUUUCGAAAGUAUUACCGUUAAAUGACAAAACACUACCUGUUGCAUUGUGACGGAGGAAAAGUACCCGCUCCCCGUUGGCUUUGUCAUCACAUCUUCGUAAUCCAAAACACAUAAACCUAGCAAACUGUAACAUAAAGGAAUCGUGCAGUGAAUGCAUAUUGGCCUCUCUUGACUUUUUAUAUAAUAAAAUAACACUUUGGCAUGUCAGCCAGGCAUAACAAGGGGGUAGUUGUGAGAUGUAUAUUGUUUUACGUGAAGAUAUCAAGAAACUUAGAAUAUGAAAUACCUAGGAACAUCACAGAUGAAAGACAGUAUCUUCGAUGACCCGCUUCAAAUAUAAUGCGGAUUUGAACACUGAACUAUAUUGACCAAGAUUGAAAGGAGCAAUGCUCUCGUCCAAAAUUAUGAUUGGUUUCGAUGAAACUAAACACUACUGUUAACAUCAAAUUUCUUUGGCCACAUGAAACAUUCCCUCCAUUCGUUACAGAUAUUUACAAAAACAGAUCGAAUAUCAGGACCAUCUUGACGGUGUAGGUACCACCAAGAAGCUGAAUCAUCGUUAUUAUAGAGAUGUUAAUAGAAGACUUCUGUGAUAAUGCGAUUAUAAAUCUUCAAAUAUUAAAAGGAAUUUGGAAUAAAAAGAAUAUUAAUUUGACGACAUGCACGAUAAGAUGAUUGAAAGGAUGUUCGUUUGAAGGUUUUUUUUUUCAGUGUUACCGCUGGCUAUCAUGGCUAAAGCGCAUACAAAUACCACCAUCAGUGGUUCCUAAACGAGUUGUUCCAAUAUCGUUUGUAUAAAUUCAUGUACAAUAAUAAUGUACCUUUCAACCAAAGGAAAGAUGAUAUCACACACAAAAAAUAAUAAUUAUAAUAUUCCUUGUACAUUUGGCUUUAGAAAUAUACGUAUAUUUAUUUUAUUUUUAAGUUCCGAAGUAAAACCAAGUGCGUAGUUACGUGAUAAUCAUGACAUAAUGUAUUCAAAGUAAUGAGCAACAAACAAAAUUAUAUUUGGUAGUUUGUGAAAGUCGGUCUAGGUUGAUUAUAAAGUGAAAUUGAUGUGAAUUUACCCAACAGAUCUAUAGUCACAGGCGGCUCUUGUGUUUUAUUUUGGUGUUAUUUUCUAAUGCCAAACAUACUUAGCGGUAAUGAUGAAAUUGUUCGUACCUUACAGUUUAUUGUGUUCCACUUCUUUUAUCUAGGUAGGUCUACUACCUGUCGUUAAUGGUCCUUCUUCUCGUUCUACAUUCUAGCGAUUGAAAAGACGAAAACAAUUUUGAAUUUUAGCAACCAUGCUCAGUUUGCUUCAUAUUGAUAGAUAUUUGUAUUUGUAUUCUUAUUGUGACCAACAUAAUAUACACACAUGGAGAUGUAGAAUCGAAUAUUAAUGAGAAUAAUUAUUUGAUUUUUUUUUCCUGUGCAGUAGUAAGUCAGCUUGGUAAGCAAGGUCUUGAUGUACAUAAUGUAAACAACUAAAAGUAACUCAACGAAUUCACGGUAUAAUAAUAAUAAUAAUAUAUUAAAGAAUAUAGCCAUAGUUAUAUAAGAAACGUUGUAGCAAAUAUAUUUUAUAACGGUUAAUUGUAUUAUUGCACAACUCACAAUUGGUUAACCUGCUGCAAAAUACUUUUUUUUUUGGUAGUAUAGCAUGAAGAUACAUCUUCAUUAUAGUUUAUCAUGAAUUUUUAAAUCACUUAUUACUUAUUAUUUCUAUAAAAAAAUCCCCACUUAAUGAUCAGAUCGAAUAAUGGUUAUUAAUUUAUGUUAUGCAUAUGUGUGAAUAUCUACUUUCUAUAGAUUCAACUCUUGGUUUUAAUGGAUUAAUAUAUUUCCAAAUAUAUGUAUUGGAAUAGGGUGUCUUCUUAGCAUAACGAUUUUUUAACAGUCAUGACUUUUAUUUUGCUGUUCCUAUUUUGAUUGAUUUGUUUGGUUUUUCUUCAUUAUUCAUUCAAUAUUACGUAAACUCAUCAUAAUAAAUAGAAAAUGUUUCAGUUUAAACAUCUAACAAAGAAUAUUUAUAUAAAAGCACAUGAAAUCAAAGUUUGCAAUCUGUUACAAUCAUAUCCAGGAGAAAAUAAUGCAUUUGGGGAAAUAAUGAAAAGCAUUUUGCUUACGUUGCAGUGUAGUUACUUUAUUAAAUUUUAUCUUCUUCAAAAAUCUAUAUUGCUUGGGUCUUGCACAUGGUUUUACCACUAGGUUACUCAAUGACUUCAUUUUGUGAUUAGAUUAUUAUUUGAAUUUGUGAUUUGGUUUGACGAGGCAAUGGUUUGAUUUACGCACGUCUAAAAUAUACCGUUUGUGUAAGAGGGUUUGCAAUUUUAGACACUGCCAUCAAAGAUAAAAAAAAACGAUCAAGAAUUGAUUCAAGAGCAUCGAUACGGAGAAAUUGAAUUACUCUGCUUAUCAGGCACAGGUGAAAAGAGAGUCAUUAUCUCCUUCUGGUGAUGAAUACUCGUUAAUACCCGAGUUGAAAGCUGGAGUUUGAUAUGAAAUGAAAAAGAAAUGGAAAUGAAAUACCCAUGAAGAGAUUCUGAUCUGAAUAAAAGAACUGAAAUAUGCAACCUCA